This is a messenger RNA of Egretta garzetta (little egret), 4959 nucleotides long. RefSeq names its product ubiquitin carboxyl-terminal hydrolase CYLD-like. Bases 425 to 2740 code for a protein of 771 amino acids. Gene Ontology annotation, molecular function: K63-linked deubiquitinase activity; cysteine-type deubiquitinase activity. Gene Ontology annotation, cellular component: cytosol. The transcript has 15 exons. Lineage: Eukaryota; Metazoa; Chordata; Aves; Pelecaniformes; Ardeidae. Gene Ontology annotation, biological process: protein K63-linked deubiquitination. The record is from RefSeq and is a predicted model, not a curated record.
AAUAAGCGCAAAAAUGUACUUCUGAUUUGCAGAUAUUUGAAUUUCUUCCAAUUAAUUUGCUUUGAAAGACGGUGGUCUUUAGUGAACGCGGUAGGUGCUGUGCUUUGCGCAUGUUUUGACUGUUAAUGUGCUUUACCACAGCAUCCAAGAGCUCUAGUUGCAGACUAGAACCCCCUUUUUAGAGAAUUUUUCAAAGGCAGAAUUUAGCCUCUGCCCCACUCCUGCACAUAAAUAUGAAAAGAAAGGAGGAGGUGGAAUUUAAUGAGGCUGUUCUGGCUGUACAGUGUUGUAGACAACCGGACAGACGAGGUGCUGCUCUUUGCAACUUCUUACUGGGAGGGUUUAGUUGAGAAGACGGAGCCGAACUCAUCCCGUGGAUGCACAGUGAGGGGACAAGAGGCAACGGGGACAAGCAGGAAGGGGAAUGACGAUGACCAGCCUCCUGCCUUCAGCGGUGGACGGAAACUGCUACUACAUCCUGACAGAAGACUGUGCGUAUGGCAGCAAGUAUUUCCAAGCUGGGAACAUGUGCUUCUGCAGCGAGAGAAGUUACCUGCGCAAUUUCUCCGAAGACAGGCCCCCGGCUUGCUUCUUGAAAGUCAUCAUGCUGGAUGACAGCUCCACCGUCACGAUAAAUGUAGAAGUCCUUCAGCCCGUGCGCGAGGAAACAGCUGUCUUCCUCCUGGCCGUCAGCAGCCACAACGAACGUUUAAACUAUUUCUUGGAGAGGUUGAGCCUUGAAGCAGCUCUGCGGGCUGUGCCAGGCCAAAAAGUGAUGGCGGAGGUUGACCGGCAACAUUUCCCUGGUGUCAUCCGCUACAUCGGGAGCAUUUACAAAAACACUUUGGCUGUGCUGUCUCCAUUCUUCUUUGGGGUGGAGUUACAGGGCGAGGGUGAAAACCGAGGGCGCAGCGAUGGAUCUUACCACGGCACCGAGUAUUUCAAGUGCAAGCGGAACUGCGGGAUCUUCCUGCCGUUUAGCAGAAUCCAGUUUAUUCCUGUGCCAGAUGACGACUACGUGAAACAGAAGCCAAAACCGGACAUGGAGGAGGGGGUUCCUGUGAAAGUGGGAGAUGCGGUUAGCUUCUACGUGGACGAGGUCCUCACAAAAGGAAUAGCGAUGGCGGUUUACAGGGAGGGAACCCAAUGGUUCGUUAAAGUUUGCCCGGAAGAAGAAGGAACAACUGACAUUUUCAGAGAAAUCCCUAUAGACUCUGUUGUGAAGGAAAGCUUGCAAAGUUUGUUUUCACCGUUCGAGUCCGACACGGGCUUGGGACACCCAAACCAAAUGAAACAAGAGAUAAGCGAGAGUGGUGAGGAGUGUGAAGGUGGGAAUUCAUCCCUGGAGGUGAACUCCAUGGUCCAGAUCACCUUGGACAAGGGAAAUCAGGUUUCAGGAAUCAUCCGUUGGUUGGGCUACCUGCCCCAAAUUAAGCACAAAAUGGCAGGAGUUGAACUGGAUGAAGAUAAGGGAGUCACUGCUGGCGAAUGGCUGGGCAAAUACUACUUCCACUGCGCUCCAAAGCGCGGCCUCUUCGUAAAGCUGCAGUCCUGCCAGCCUGAUGUUCGCUUCCAGUGUUUGCGCAACAGUGACCUGAGCCUCAUGGGUUACAGAGGGCAGGAAGUUCUUCCACAGGCUCCAGACAGUUUUCCUCCCCUCCGGAACGAGGCAGCGGUGCAUGUCCUGCGAGGGCGGAUGAAGGGGAUCCAAGGCCACUGUAAUUCCUGCUAUAUGGACGCAGCUCUCUUCAGCCUCUUCUCCUGUACGUCCGUGCUGGAUUCCAUGCUCUUCAAGCCCUUCCCACUGUGUGACAGGAACGUCCAGAGCAUUCUGCGGGAUGAGAUUGUUAAUCCCCUGCGAAAGACUGGCUUCGUCAGGGCUGGGAGCGUGAUGCACCUUAGGGAGCAGCUCACUGACAAGGGCCAGUGUUCAAGCUUUACCAACGCUGAGAAAGAUCCUGAAGAGUUCCUCAAUCUCAUCAUGCAUCAGAUCCUGGGAAUAGAGCCACUCUUGAAACUGCAAUCCCGUCUUGCUUCAUUAUCCAAAUGCCGCGUUUUGGGAAGGAAUAUAAAAUGUUCAGCAAAAUCAUUCCUUCCUUGGAGCUGGAUCCCGUCUUGCUUCAUUAUCCAAAUGCCGCGUUUUGGGAAGGAAUAUAAAAUGUUCAGCAAAAUCAUUCCUUCCUUGGAGCUGGAUAUAACAGAUCUGCUGCUUGACAGUCCCAGGGAAUGCUGCGUGUGCGGCAACGUUGCCACCCUGGAGUGUUCAGAGUGUUUCAAAGACAAAGUAUUCGCAGCUACGGGCCUGAAGCAGUUCUGCAGCUCCUGCUCCAGACAGGUUCACUCCCACUACCGACGCAAAACGCACAAGCCAACCAGGCUGCACGUCCCAGAAGAGUUUCACAGCUGGAGCACCCGGAGGAGCCAGCAGGUCCCUCGUGAGAAGAUGGAGCUUUUUGCAGUGCUCUGCAUCGAGACCAGUCAUUACGUCUCCUUUGUGAAGUACGGCCCCGAGAACGAACACUGGAUGUUCUUCGACAGCAUGGCUGACAGGCAUGGUGAUGAAAAUGGUUUCAACAUUCCCAUGGUAACGCUGUGCCCUGAAGUUGCCAAAUACCUGGACUUGCCACUGGCUGUGCUGGCCCUGGAGCAACCUCGGGACAUGGAUGGAGUGGCCAAGCGCCUUUUCUGCGAUGCCUACAUGUACAUGUACCAGAGCAAGAAGAUGGCGCUUUACAAAUGAUACUGCCUUGGGCUGGCGCUGCAGAGCAGCGAGGCAUCGGAAACAGGAGCUUGGAUCAACCCUGCAGCUCAGAAUCGGCGAAAGCAGCCGAGUCUGGGUGCACCGGGCUUGUACUUCUGCCUCUUCUUACUUCUUCCAGUGUCUGGUAUCAAGCUGUCCAGGUCAGCCUGUUUGGCUUUGUUAAAUCCUGUACCUGGCCUUACCGAGUGAGAGUUUGUACUUCCAGCAGACCUGGACUCUGAAUUAUUUACAUUCAAAUUCCUUCUCAUUUCCUGCCUUCCUCCCUCCCCAGGCACUCUGCAGCUCUGCCCUACCUCAGAGUCCUCCCCAACAUCCUUUUCUCCCUGCCAGCCCUUCCCUCCAAAGCUGAGGACCAGCAUCUCAUCAAAACAUGAGCAGUUAUCCUCAGGUUUGCAAGGAGCACAAGAAAACCACAGCCUUGCCCUGCGGAAGGCAUCCUCACGUGGACUUGCGGAAUGAGAAAACAGGAGGCAUGAGCCUGCACCAGUGUGGUUAAGAGAUGGGUCAGGACAAGGGUUUUUCUUGAGGUCAGGGAUGCCACCCCACACCUAAUUCUGGGUCCCUGAAUUGUCUGCGCAUCCCUUAUCCAGCGCUAAUACCUGAGCACUUUUACCCACCAUCCCUUAUUUUCAACCAUGAGAUGAAUUGGAUGUCUUGAGCUGCAAAUAGGCUUUAAAAAUACAUAUAAGAACAAAACUGGAAGAUGGAGCAGAGGACCAGCGUGUGAGCUCAUUACGCUGACUCUUUUUGUGCAAAGGCUGCGCUAUUGCUACACAAUUGGGUGAAUAACCUCACUUCUAGCACUUACUGUCCCAUCUUCUGAGAUCUGUGCCGAAGACCAGUAACAGAAUUCCAAGGGCAAAAAUGGAAAAAAAGGAGCGCUCUUGGAUUUUCUGCUGCGACCGCAGUAAGGCUUAAGGUAUUCCUCAAGUUCAACUUAAAUUUGCAAACUGGGGGGUUCUCUGCCAUUAAGCACAUGCUGUCAUUCCCCGUGGGAAUCUGUUAAGGGAGUCAAGGUGAUGAACUGGGUUGCCCAGAUUCCAGAUUGCACUGACAGGACACCAAAACCUUAAGGGACGCAACUGGGAGCCCUGGAUGUGCAGCUGUAAUCUUCCUCCUCCUCUAUUUUUUUCUUCUGUAACGCAGGGUGCAGUAAUUGUAAUAUGCAGCCUGUAGCUUUGUAUCCCUCCUGUUGGCUUGGGCCAUGGGUUAAACAUGGUUUAGGACCUUCUUUGCUGGCAGCAGGGUUGUGAUGCUAACAGGGUCCUCAAUGGCUUGAUGGCCCUGUCAGCUUUCUGGUCUGUCCCUUAUUUCUGUGUGUGGUGGCUACAAAGGACAGCGGUGUGUCAUGAACCCAGAUUGUUAACUCACAGUUCAUGUUUUGAGAGCAACACUUGGCCAAUUCAGCUUCCAAAUGUCCUUGCUGAGCAUUUGGGCCUCAACAUGAAGGUAACCACGAGGCAGCAAUGUGUCCUCAUGGUAGAGAAGGCGAACCAAUGUCCUGGGCUGCGUUUGGAGAAGUGUUGCCAGCAGGUCAAGGGAGGGGUUCCUUCCCCUCUGCUCAGCGCUGAUAAGGCCACACCUGGAGUACUGGGUCCAGUUUUGGGCUUCCCAGUAUGAGAGGACAAGAAUCCAACAAAAGGCCACGAAGCUGAUGAAGGGACUGGAGCAUCUCUCCCAUGAGGAAGGGCCGAGAGAGCUGGGACUUGUUCAGCCUGGAGAAGGCUCAGGAGGGAUCUGCUCAAUGUCUAUAAAUAUCUGAAGGGGAGAUACAAAGAAGAGUGAGCCCGGAUCUUCUCCGAGGUGACCAGGACCAGAGGCACAAACUGAAACACUUGAGGUUCCCUCUGAACAUCUUCACCAUGUUGGUCACAAGCCCUCUGAACAUCUUCACCAUGUUGGUCACAAGCCCUGGCAGAGGUUGCCCAGAGAAGUGGUGGAGUCUCCAUCCUUGGAUAUAUUCAAAAAUGAUCCUAAGGCAAAUCCGAAGGUACCGGUGGUUGAAGAGUCUGUCUCAGGGUAGGAGGGAUGGUGGCAGCUCAUGCAACAGCUCGUCUUGAGGAUGGGUUUCCCCUGCUCCCACUUGUGAACUGGUUGACUGACCUCUGGCUGAUCAUCUGUGGCCACGGAGAGGGCUGACGGGCUGGAGGGUGUUGCUCUCUCUCUUUGUCUACUUCAAGUUGCUCUUCAUUCCUUUU